AUGUCCGGUUUAGAAAAUGUCCGUCCGAUGUUCGACCUUCGCGGUCGCAACUACAUUGUCACGGGUGGCGCACAGGGAAUCGGAUUCGCUGUUACGCGAGCGAUCUGUGAGAUGGGAGGGCGUGUGGCGGUCCUCGAUAUUCAAGAGUCUCCCGUUCCGGAGUUCAAUUCUCUUGGUGAGGCCUUCGGUAUUCAGCCCAUUUACAUCAGGGCGGAUGUACGCGACGAGACCAGCAUCCAUGAAGCUUUCAAGGAAGUCAUUGAGAAGUUCAAGACGAUCGAUGGUUUAGUCCCAGCUGCAGGAAUCGCCAUCGACAAACCUUUUAUUGAGCAGACUUGGGAUGAAUUCACAAGAAUUCAUGAGAUUAAUUUGGUCGUGAAAAAGCUUCUAGAGCAAGGUCGAGCAGGAAGUUUGGUCCUCAUUGCCUCUCAGUCUGCUCAUAUUGCUUUGCCCGGCUACAGGAUGGCGGCAUACAAUGCAUCCAAAGGAGCUGUUUUGAUGCUUUCCAAAGCUCUGGCAGUGGAGCUGGGUCCGCAUAAUAUCCGCGUGAAUACGAUCUCGCCCGGGUUCGUGGAUUCGGACAUGACUCGCACCGUUCGCGAGCACAAGAGUCGGAUGCAAGGUGAACAGAUGUGGCUUGCGCCACCUAUGCGCCGCCUAAGCACGCAGAAUGAUCUGACCGGGGCUGUUAUCUAUCUGCUGAGUGAUGCAGCGAGGUUUACGACAGGCGCGGACAUUCCCAUCACAGGUGGCUUACAUGUGGGCACUAUCGAUGGUCUCAUCACCUAUGAAGACAACGCCUGA
Molecule: messenger RNA, 804 nt
Organism: Penicillium chermesinum
Lineage: Eukaryota; Fungi; Ascomycota; Eurotiomycetes; Eurotiales; Aspergillaceae
Exons: 2
Coding region: 1-804 (267 amino acids)
Cellular component (GO): intracellular anatomical structure
Molecular function (GO): oxidoreductase activity, acting on NAD(P)H, oxygen as acceptor
Source: RefSeq, a predicted model, not a curated record